AGAGAGAGAGAGAGAGAGAGAGAGAGAGAGAGAGAGAUGUCGCUGAAGGGAUGCACUGCGCCGGAUCAGCUUCGAACUGUAAUUCAAUCCCGAUCUCUUGCCGCUCCCAAAGUACUGACUCACCGUGGAAUCGCGGUCGUCUCCUGCUGCUCUGCACCUUCUGUCUCUACACCUCUCACGGCGUCGCAAACUUCCAUUAAUCCCACCAACGUAUCAGCACCGGCGAAGGCUUCGGGGGCAUCAUUGAGGUAUUCCCAUACUGACCGGCGGUUCCUGAGUUUGGUGGACCAAUUCCGGCUUGGGGGCAUGGCUGAAGAUGGGUUUUCCUACAAACGGAGAUUCAGAGUGAGGAGUUGUGAAGUUGGCCCUAAUAAGACCGCUACAAUAGGAGCGAUUGCCAUACUCUUGCAGGAAGUUAGUUGCAAUCAUGUUCAGAGCUUAGGGUACACAGAUGGGUUUGGAAGAAGCUACACUAUGAUGCAGUUGCACUUGAUAUGGGUGAUUACCAGAAUGCACAUUGAAGUUUACAAAUACCCAACAUGGGGUGAUGCAAUUGAGAUUGAGACAUGGUAUGAAGGUGGAAGAGUCGGGAACAGACGUGACUGGAUAAUUAAAGAUGCCGCUGGUACAGUUAUUGGGAGAGCUACCAGCAAAUGGGUGAUGAUGAACCAAGACACAAGGCGGGUCCACAAAGUUAGUGAUGAGGUGCUGGAUGAAAUUCUGAGUUACUGUCCACGAACUCCACGUUUAUCUUUUCCUGAGGAGGAUAACAGUAGCCUGAAGAAAAUUCCCAAGCUUAAAGAGCCUGCACAGUAUUCUAGACUAGAGCUUAAGCCUAGAACAGCUGAUCUGGACAUGAACCAGCAUAUAAAUAAUGUCACCUACAUAGCUUGGAUUCUUGAGAGCAUGCCUCAAGAAGUUAUUGACAAUUAUGAAAUUCAAAAGAUCACAUUGGAUUACCGACGAGAAUGCCUACACGAUGAUAUGGUUGAUUCCUUAACUAGUAUGGAACAAAUGGAGGGUGCAGAAGCAGAUCUAGAGCUUAAGGUGACAAAUGGAUCUGCCACUGGGAAUAAACAUGAAGAAGACUGCUGUCAGUUCUUGCAUUUCAUGAGGUUGUCAGGUGGUAGACCAGAACUAAACAGGGGUCGCACUGAGUGGAGAAGGAUACCAACAAGAUGAGUUCGGAACUUAGUCAUACUCUUUCCCUGAGUCGAGAAGGAAAUGUACUAGAGUGGGCAGUAAUUCGGUUUAUUGUAUUGUUACUUUUCUGCAAUUGGUCACAAAUUGAACUCUACAAUACUGUGACAGGAUCUUAAUGAUCUAGUUCAGUUGCCCAUAAUAACAUUGUGUAGAUGUUUAGGAAUGUUUAAUGGGAGCUUGAUCUUUUGCAAGUUCAUAGAGGAUGUACAAACAUGUUGGGACUUCUAAGUUCUAGUUAAGCACUUGUUGAUGUUCUGCGUA
Messenger RNA from Macadamia integrifolia, 1464 nucleotides. RefSeq names its product oleoyl-acyl carrier protein thioesterase 1, chloroplastic-like. The record is from RefSeq and is a predicted model, not a curated record. The transcript has 8 exons. NCBI's taxonomy places the organism in Eukaryota, Viridiplantae, Streptophyta, Magnoliopsida, Proteales, Proteaceae. The coding region runs from base 37 to 1182 and encodes 381 amino acids. Gene Ontology annotation, biological process: fatty acid biosynthetic process. Gene Ontology annotation, molecular function: acyl carrier activity; fatty acyl-[ACP] hydrolase activity.